AUGUCCAGAAAUCCGCGGGCACUUCAACCGAAACCUCCUACUAUCUUACCGAAUCCUACCUCGAUGUCUACGGUUGGACGAGGCAAUCAGUAUCGAGCCCCGAACGCGGGAACGAUCGACAACCAGCCAGUUCUCACCGUCAAACACCCAGACAACAUUCGAGAAGUUUCGAUUGAAGAUGCAAUCGCUACAGUGAAAUAUCGACAGAUAGGGGAUAUUCGUGACUUCAUAGCUCAGCGUGUCUACGACCUCACCAAGAACUUACCAAAUGCUAAGGAAGCCUUUCGAAAGUGUCCUAGACUCCUCGGCGGAAAAAGAGCGUUCAACACCAGACGGGAUCGCCGCGCGGAGAUACGCAACAAGUUGCUCUCGGAUUACAGUCGGCCGAGCGACAUGAAAGUUUUCAAUCACAAAUGCAAAGAGAAAGACGUCCCUACGCCGAAAGGAGGAUUCACGAAACUGCCUGUCUAG
Messenger RNA from Fonsecaea nubica, 471 nucleotides. RefSeq lists its product as hypothetical. NCBI's taxonomy places the organism in Eukaryota, Fungi, Ascomycota, Eurotiomycetes, Chaetothyriales, Herpotrichiellaceae. The record is from RefSeq and is a predicted model, not a curated record. Bases 1 to 471 code for a protein of 156 amino acids. The transcript has 2 exons.